CUGUUUCUGACAGUUGAAAGGAAGAACUGAGGAGAAAACAAACUAUGAAAACAUUGGUUAUUGGCCUUGGAGGUGUAACAAAUGGAGGGAAGACAACAUUGGCAGAAAAGCUUAAGAAAAUGCUUCCCAACUGUGAUAUAAUCUCUCAGGAUGACUUCUUUAAGCCAGAGUCUGAAGUAGAAGCAGAUGAACGCGGAUUUAAGCUAUAUGAUGUACUUGAUGCCCUCUAUAUGGAUGAAAUGGUGAAGAGUAUUCACAAUUGGAUGAAAAGUCCAGCAAGCUCAGUUGUUGGGACAGAAUUGCCGCAGAAUAUGGACAAUGUUUAUAUUUUGAUUGUUGAAGGCUUUCUGCUCUACAGUUAUGAGCCUCUUAAUGAACUAUGGAAUAGAAGAUAUUUUUUGACCCUUCCUUAUGAAGAGUGCAAAAGGAGAAGAAGCACCAGAGUCUAUCAGCCAGCAGAUACACCAGGGUACUUCGAUGGACACGUGUGGCCUAUGUAUCUGAAAUAUAAAAACGAACUGGAAGAAAAAGCAAGUAAUGUUGUUUAUCUGGAUGGAACAAAACCCCAAGAGGAGCUUUUAUCUUUUGUGUAUAGCGAUAUAAUACAGGAAUUAAAAAAGCUGAGGGAAGCAA
Messenger RNA from Apaloderma vittatum (bar-tailed trogon), 633 nucleotides. It is a transcript of the gene NMRK1, whose product is annotated as nicotinamide riboside kinase 1. Gene Ontology annotation, cellular component: cytoplasm. The transcript is spliced from 7 exons. NCBI's taxonomy places the organism in Eukaryota, Metazoa, Chordata, Aves, Trogoniformes, Trogonidae. The record is from RefSeq and is a predicted model, not a curated record. The annotation marks the transcript as partial.